GCGAUAGAAAGAAACGUAACCCUAACUAAAGGUAGGUGGUCUAGCUAGCGAUGGAGGGGAAGAGAAGAAGAGGCGUAAACAUUCCACGUGAUAUAGUAGAAGAAAUUCUGGUGAAGGUACCUGUGAAGUCUCUGGUGAGAUUCAAAGUAGUGUCGAAAGAAUGGAGAAGAAGCAUAGAAUCAACGUGUUUCAUAGAGAAACACAUAAGGUAUCAGAAAUCUCUAGGAGGAGCGACGAUUCUUUCAACAGGAAGAAGAAGACGAAAUUGUCUCGUUCUAGAAAAGCUGUUGAUCACGCCUUGCAGUGGAAGCAUACAGACUUGUCCAUAUCUACCCAUCAAACCUUUUCGACCUACUUAUGAUUUCAAAGUCUCAGAGCCUUGCGACGGUUUGUUUUGUAUCUAUACCAAAACCAAUGAUCUUAAGUUUAACCUUGUCAAUCCUGCAACUAAUAGCCGCCGCAUACUCCCAGAUCCCAUCUCUACCCUCGAUGCAGUUUAUGGGCAAUCGAUGUAUUCGUUGCUAGGGAUCGGAAGAGAGAAUGGUGUGAUUCCAAAGCAUAAGCUAUUAUGGUUUUUCCAGUGUAAUGACAAAUUGGUGAAUGAAUUUACUAGGUGCAAGGUUUUGUCUCUUGACUCUAAUAGUUGGAGAUACGUAGAUCCACCCAACUGUCGAAUUUACUGUGACCAACCUAUAAUUCACUUGGAUGGAGUGCUCUAUUGCUUCAGCUUCAACCGCGAAGAGAUGGGUUACGGCCAACCGUGCAUCUGUAAACUACUAGCUUUUGAUCUUCACACAGAGAUGUUUCAUAGUUUUUCUACUCAGGAUUUGGAGUCUAGAGACUGCCGUGAAUUAAGCAUGUGUAUUCUUAAUCAUCGUCCAUGCAUCUUCAAGAAACGUCUUGGUAAUAACGACCUUCUCUUCAAAAUUUGGGGUCUAGACAUAAACAAGAGUUCAUGGGAAGUUAUGUAUUCCAUAGAAUUUUCUUGUUUUCCGCCAGAAUUCUACAAUAGGUUCAUCAUUCCGGUGGCAACAAUCAACGAUCAUGUUAUCCUCUCAAACUCUCGUCGUGACAUAUGGGUAUUCUACGGUUCCAAAACCCAUAUUUUUCCUUACAAAUUUACUGCUAGUAAAUACCAUAUGUCUUUUUUUGAGACACUGGUCUCUGUUUACCAAUAAGUUUGGUUAUUUGUAUGUCUUGAAUGUUUUAAUAGACAAGUAUUUUUUUAUAAACAGUUGAUGAGUUAUUACUUAA
Molecule: messenger RNA, 1254 nt
Organism: Raphanus sativus (radish)
Lineage: Eukaryota; Viridiplantae; Streptophyta; Magnoliopsida; Brassicales; Brassicaceae
Product: putative F-box protein At2g02030
Exons: 2
Coding region: 51-1178 (375 amino acids)
Molecular function (GO): protein binding
Source: RefSeq, a predicted model, not a curated record